CAACGACAACUGCAAUCGAGAUCAUGGGUUCUGCUCUGACGCCUUGGUAUUCACACUUUGUUGAUUGCUAAAUUUAGACACAAACGCAACCGGGCCGGGACAUCGUGCUUUGACAAUGUGCUUGCGUUCGCCGAUAUAUCGGCGAGAUCCGGACCAAAGUCAAGUCAGAAUUUGACUGGCCGUGUCUUCGCCGUGAUUUUUCCCAAAGGCGGUAAGGAGGCCACGCGACGAGAGCAGAGCCCGUGAGGUGGCCUUCUGUCAGCGAACAAAGAAGAAGUCGCCGAGCAUGGAAGCUGUCGUUCAAGUGUUUUGAACCCGGAUUUUGUGAUGAACACUGUCAGACAAGUCCCACCACGCUGGACAUUGGCGACAAAAUACGUGUCUUGCAAAAGUGAUCUUUGAAUCGCCGAGACGACCUUUGUAUCGCCAACCUUCCAGCUGUCUGGUCACUGAAGGGCGAUGGAGUUCGCGCCACUUCGAAGACACCACGCACUUGUCUCCUGUCCGCUUUCGAUCACGGCGAACUAUCGUUCGUUCGCCGGCCUAGCUCUGCCGAUCACCGCGCCACGCGAGCACGUGUUCGAGAGCUUAGGUAGGAGCCGCUGGUGCGCGAGCCACGUGCAGCGUUGCCCUCAAAUCUCAUUGCAUUGGCGCGGACUCGCAGGAAACGGGCUAUCCAUACGACACAUUCUCCGCUCUGGCGGUUACGGUACAUGUGAGAUGCAAAGGACAGCAGAUCUCUUGACAAGUAUCCAGCUGCGUUUUCUACACUCCUCGGAGUCGCAAGUCUCCCAUGGGCCUUCGCUAUCACUGCGACCUUUAGAAUCAGGUUUAAGGACAGAUUGCCAUACAGACUUGCCCUACAAGCUGGCGCGGGCAGCUCAGAUGUCAUGCACCACGCUACGUGGUCGUGUUCGGAGAGCGCCGCCACUUCCAUGCCCCGCCAGAAAUGUGGCGAUCGAGGCGUAAAUGAAAAAAUUUCACUUUAAAAUUUCGCCAAGACCAAAGCGGCAGCUGAUCUUGCCG
Messenger RNA from Kockovaella imperatae, 1026 nucleotides. RefSeq lists its product as hypothetical. Lineage: Eukaryota; Fungi; Basidiomycota; Tremellomycetes; Tremellales; Cuniculitremaceae. The transcript has a single exon. The coding region runs from base 460 to 969 and encodes 169 amino acids. The record is from RefSeq and is a predicted model, not a curated record.